AUGGGUUUCUUCAGCCACGACUCCGAGCAAGCUCAGGCUUACGACCAGGUCGUCAACGCCCCGCACAAGGCGGCCCUCUCCCAUGAGCUGAUCGCUGCCGCCGCUUCCUACGAGGCCGCGAAGGCAUAUGAGAAGCACGUCGCUGAGAACGGUCAGCCCCCCUCGCAUGCCAAAGCCAAGGAGCUCUUUGCUGGAUUUGCGGGCGCGUUCCUCGACCGCCUGGUCGAAACCAAGGGUAUGGAUUACGUCGGUGCCCACCGGGACAAGAUCCAGAACCAGGGUGAGUCUGGAUAUUGCUGGUGA
Molecule: messenger RNA, 303 nt
Organism: Coniophora puteana RWD-64-598 SS2
Lineage: Eukaryota; Fungi; Basidiomycota; Agaricomycetes; Boletales; Coniophoraceae
Exons: 4
Coding region: 1-303 (100 amino acids)
Source: RefSeq, a predicted model, not a curated record